GAGCGCUGGGCGUCAGAGCGCUGAGCGGGGUCGUGGGGGCGGCGGGGAGAAGAGGGAGGCAGAGGAGGGUGGGCCCAUGGCGGGGCAGCAGUUUCAGUACGAUGACAGCGGGAACACCUUCUUCUACUUCCUCACCUCCUUCGUGGGGCUCAUCGUGAUCCCGGCCACAUACUACCUCUGGCCCCGAGACCAGAAUGCCGAGCAAAUUCGAUUAAAGAAUAUCAGAAAAGUAUAUGGAAGAUGUAUGUGGUAUCGUUUACGGUUAUUAAAGCCCCAGCCAAAUAUUAUUCCUACAAUAAAGAAAAUAAUUCUGCUUGCAGGAUGGGCAUUAUUCUUAUUCCUUGCAUACAAAGUUUCUAAAACCGACCGAGAAUAUCAGGAAUACAAUCCUUAUGAAGUAUUAAAUUUGGAUCCUGGGGCAACAGUAACAGAAAUUAAGAAACAAUAUCGUUUGCUGUCACUUAAAUAUCAUCCAGAUAAAGGGGGUGAUGAAGUUAUGUUCAUGAGGAUAGCAAAAGCUUAUGCAGCUUUAACUGAUGAAGAGUCCCGGAAAAAUUGGGAAGAGUUUGGAAAUCCAGAUGGACCUCAAGCCACAAGCUUUGGAAUAGCCCUGCCAGCUUGGAUAGUUGACCAGAAAAAUUCAAUUUUGGUUUUACUUGUAUAUGGAUUGGCAUUCAUGGUCAUCCUUCCAGUUGUUGUGGGGUCUUGGUGGUAUCGCUCAAUACGCUAUAGUGGAGACCAGAUUCUAAUACGCACCACACAGAUUUAUACAUAUUUUGUUUAUAAAACUCGAAAUAUGGAUAUGAAACGUCUUAUCAUGGUUUUGGCUGGAGCCUCUGAAUUUGAUCCUCAGUAUAAUAAAGAUGCCACAAGCAGACCAACAGAUAAUAUUCUAAUACCUCAGCUAAUCAGAGAAAUUGGCAGCAUUAAUUUAAAGAAGAAUGAACCUCCACUUACAUGUCCAUAUAGCCUGAAGGCGAGAGUUCUUUUACUGUGUCAUCUUGCUAGAAUGAAAAUUCCUGAGACCCUUGAAGAAGAUCAGCAAUUUAUGCUGAAAAAAUGCCCUGCCCUACUUCAAGAAAUGGUUAAUGUAAUCUGCCAACUAAUAAUAAUGGCUCGGAGCCGUGAAGAAAGGGAGUUUCGUGCUCCAACUUUGGCAUCCCUAGAAAACUGCAUGAAGCUUUCUCAGAUGGCGGUGCAAGGCCUUCAGCAGUUCAAGUCUCCCCUUCUGCAGCUCCCUCACAUUGAAGAGGACAAUCUUAGAAGGGUUUCUAAUCAUAAAAAGUACAAAAUUAAGACUAUUCAGGAUUUGGUGAGUUUAAAAGAAACAGAUCGUCAAUAUCUAUUGCACUUCCUAGAAGAUGAAAAAUAUGAAGAGGUUAUGGCUGUCCUUGGGAGUUUUCCACAUAUAACUAUGGACAUAAAAUCACAAGUAUUGGAUGAUGAAGACAGCAACAACAUCACAGUAGGAUCCCUAGUUACAGUAUUGGUUAAAUUGACAAGGCAAACAAUGGCAGAAGUAUUUGAAAAGGAGCAGUCCAUCUGCGCUGCAGAGGAACAGCCAGCAGAAGAUGUGCAAGGCGAUACUAACAAGAACAAGACAAAAGGAGGAUGGCAACAGAAGAGUAAAGGACCCAAGAAAACGACUAAAUCAAAAAAAAAGAAAACUGUAAAAAAAAAACCUAUACCUAUUCCCUUAUCACAAUCAAAGCAACAGAAACAAAAGCAAGCAAAUGGAGUCAUUGGGAAUGAAGCUGCAGUAAAGGAAGAUGAAGAAGAAGUUUCUGACAAAGGCAGUGAUUCUGAAGAAGAAGAAAAUAGAGACUCCCAGAGUGAAAAAGAGGAUGGUAGUGACAGAGACUCCGAUAGAGAGCAAGAUGAAAAACAAAACAAAGAUGAUGAAGCAGAGUGGCAAGAAUUACAACAAAGUAUACAGCGAAAGGAAAGAGCUCUACUGGAAACCAAAUCAAAGAUAACACAUCCUGUUUAUAGUCUUUACUUUCCCGAGGAAAAACAAGAAUGGUGGUGGCUUUAUAUUGCAGAUAGGAAGGAGCAGACACUAAUAUCUAUGCCAUAUCAUGUGUGUACACUGAAAGAUACAGAAGAGGUAGAACUGAAGUUUCCUGCACCGGGUAAGCCUGGAAAUUAUCAGUAUACAGUGUUUUUGAGAUCAGACUCCUAUAUGGGUUUGGAUCAGAUAAAACCUUUGAAGUUGGAAGUUCAUGAGGCUAAGCCUGUGCCAGAAAAUCAUCCACAGUGGGAUACAGCAAUAGAGGGGGAUGAAGACCAGGAGGACAGCGAGGGCUUUGAAGAUAGCUUUGAGGAAGAGGAAGAAGAAGAGGAAGAUGAUGACUAAGCAAGACUACAAAUGGACCAUAUUUGCACAUGUUCGCAAUUUUUUGCUGUUUUGGAAGUGUAUAAUAAACCAGAAACAGUGCAGAACUGAUGUUGAGGGAGGUAUUCUUUCCUAGAAAUGGAUGCAUAAUAUAACAUAGGCAGUGCUGGUGCCUUGGUACAGUCUGAAAAAUGCUUAAGGCUUGUUAAAGCCUUUCAAGUAUGGGAGGGUGCAUUUACUUCAUCUGCAAAUGAUAAUAAACCCUUUGUUAUAAUGUCCAGAAGUGUGGGCUAUGUGUUAUCUGAUCAAUUUAUGGUCCCAGUAAAAGAAAAAGUACAAGAAAACAGUCUAUAAAUGAGCAACUUCUUUGUUCAGUUUUAGUUUUAGCAAACAAAGUAUGAUAAACAUCACAACUGUUUUAAGUAACAUCUGCUCAAGUUUUCAUCUUGGUAAGCGCUAUCAUUUAUUGACAUUUUGCAGUGAUACAAGAUUAUUUAUCACAGUUCCAUUUAUAGCUUUAAACUUUUUAUUUUUAGCUGUCAUCAUCAUAAGUUGGCAUUCUCUCACAUUCCACAUUAAAUAGAGGGCUACAUUUUGGGAUUUUCCUUUCUUAAUUUCCCAGAGUUAAUAGACAGAUUAUUAAAAUGGCUUUUAAUGGCUUAAAACAUUUUUAAGCCUCUGUUUGAGCAGAUCAAUGCAGGAUCUAGUUCUUUUAUAAGCUAUAGAUCUAAAAAUGAUUGUGGGACCAUAUGUUCUCUGAUGUGGUGACUUACGUUAUUAAACCUUUUUUUAAAGGUUCAUUAUAAAAGCUGAAACACAUUCAUAGCUUUUAAUCUACCUGAUUCUAUCACAAGCCUUUUAAGGAAAAAAAUAUAUAAAUGCAGAGGAGGCAUUUUUUGUAUUCAUUUUGGACUCCUGUCAAUAAAAUAGAAGUUUGACUCAUUUUA
Molecule: messenger RNA, 3282 nt
Organism: Myotis lucifugus (little brown bat)
Lineage: Eukaryota; Metazoa; Chordata; Mammalia; Chiroptera; Vespertilionidae
Gene: SEC63
Product: SEC63 homolog, protein translocation regulator
Exons: 21
Coding region: 77-2356 (759 amino acids)
Biological process (GO): post-translational protein targeting to endoplasmic reticulum membrane; SRP-dependent cotranslational protein targeting to membrane
Cellular component (GO): Sec62/Sec63 complex
Molecular function (GO): transmembrane protein transporter activity; RNA binding
Source: RefSeq, a predicted model, not a curated record